GACCGUAUUCAGUGUACAAACCAGGAAAAUUGUGAGGCAUCUUUCAGUCUGUUUGGACUUCAUGUUUACAGAAGAGAGAUGGAGAUGCCAUUAGAAACAAAAGGGAUUUCUCUGUGCCUGAUUCUCUUUGUAUUAAAUUUGGCAGCAGCUAUUGAAAUCCCGCUUACUGUGCGACAGCUCCCAGCAAUAACAACACAGCCAACAGAUCAGGUUGCUUUCCCUUUUGAUGAGGAAUUUUCAAUCAAGUGUGAAGCUAAAGGAAACCCCCAACCAAUGUUUAACUGGACAAAAGAUGGGAAACCAUUUAGUCUGUUGGAUGACUCACGGAUAACUACAUUUAAUAAUUCAGGAACGUUUGUAGUUAAAAAUCGUGGGAACAUAUCCCUUUUCCAAGGAAAAUAUCGCUGCUAUGCAUCCAAUGAAUUGGGAACUUCUAUGUCAGAGGAAAUUGAGCUAAUCGUUCCAGGUAUUCCUAAAUUUCCUAAGGAGAAGAUUGACCCCAUUGAUGUAGAACAUGGUGAUGCAAUGGUUUUGCACUGCAAUCCUCCCAAAGGCAUCCCACCACUGCACAUUUAUUGGAUGAAUAUUGACUUGCAGCAUAUCCCACAAGAUGAAAGGGUCUCCAUGGGCCUUAAUGGGGACCUUUACUUUGCAAAUGUGGAUGAAAAUGACAGCCGUAGUGAUUAUUGCUGCUUUGCUGCAUUUCCAAAAUUAAGAACUAUUGUACAGAAAAUGCCAAUGACGUUGACGGUUACACGUUUAAAAUAUACUAAUGAUUCCAGUUCAUCUAGUGCAGCCAAGGCAAAUUUAAUCAAAGAAAGAAAACCCAAGCUACUUGUCCCUGAAUCUUCUGGUCCCAGUUCAGAAGUGACAUUUAUGAAAGGAAUGGAUCUUUUUCUGGAAUGUAUUGCUGAAGGACUCCCAACACCCCAUUUAACAUGGAGAAGGAUUGACAGAGGCAGCAUUUUCAGAGGAGUCACUGAGACUUUUGGAAAAGUUUUGAAAAUAGAACAAGUUACUAGAGAUGACGAAGGAACCUAUGAAUGUGUAGCCUCAAAUGAUUUAGGAGAAACAAAGCAUGAGUUCAAAGUUGGUGUUGAAGAGCCACCCACUUGGGUAAGCAAACCAAAAAGCGGAAUUUUCAGUGUUGGUGGAAGUUUUGUACUGUUUUGUGAAGCGAUUGGCUUUCCUGAGCCAAGUAUAAAAUGGAAAAAGAACGGCAUCCCUCUUGAAGAUAAUGAAAUAAAAUCCAGCAGAGCUGUUUUUUCAACAAGGGAGAUCAGCAUCACUGACUUGGAACUGAGUGACACUGCUGUGUACCAGUGUGAGGCUACCAACAAGCAUGGCACUAUCCUGGCCACAGCAAACAUUGAUGUUCUCAAUAUUCCUCCAGAAAUAUUAACUCCAGAUGGUGAAGAAUAUGUGGCAGUAACGGGUUAUUCAAGUCACUUGUAUUGUCAGUUUUUUGCAGUACCCACACCAGAUAUUUCUUG
This is a messenger RNA of Protobothrops mucrosquamatus (brown spotted pit viper), 1493 nucleotides long. Its product is annotated as neural cell adhesion molecule L1-like protein. Lineage: Eukaryota; Metazoa; Chordata; Lepidosauria; Squamata; Viperidae. The record is from RefSeq and is a predicted model, not a curated record. The annotation marks the transcript as partial. Gene Ontology annotation, cellular component: plasma membrane; axon; neuronal cell body. The transcript is spliced from 11 exons. Gene Ontology annotation, biological process: synapse organization; homophilic cell-cell adhesion. Gene Ontology annotation, molecular function: axon guidance receptor activity.